This is a messenger RNA of Coturnix japonica (Japanese quail), 2378 nucleotides long. The record is from RefSeq and is a predicted model, not a curated record. Lineage: Eukaryota; Metazoa; Chordata; Aves; Galliformes; Phasianidae.
AUGGAUAGUUACACGUCAGUCAUCAUCAGGUGGAUAAAAGCAAGGAAUGAAGGUGUCAAAAGGAAUGAGCAGAGCGAUUGUUGGUGGCCUUUGGCCAGAGCUUUUGGAGGCCGAAGGUCUCUUCAGCUUCAGAUCUUGCCAUGGCCGUGCUGCGAGGCAGUGCGGGACGGGGACAAGGCAAGUGCAGCCGGCCUCUCCCGCCGGGGCCCGGCACAGCCCCCAGCCUGCGCUGCGCAGCAGGAGGAGAAGAGCUGGGAGCUGGAGGUGCUGCAGGCCCAGCUGGAGGGCGAGCGGCUCCACUGCCAGGAGCUGCAGCGCCGCUGGGCUGCCGAGAGAUGUGAGCUGCAGGAGGCGGCAGAGCGGGAGCGGCAGCUGCUGGCCGACCAACUGCAUUGUGCCUGGGAGAAGCAGCAGGCCCAGGAAGAGCAGCAGCUGAAGGAGUGGGAGCAGCGGCAGCGGGCGACGGGGACCCGGCAGCUGCUGCUCUGGAAGGAGGCCGAGCUGCGCGCCACAAAGGAGCUGCUGCAGCGGGAGUGCGAUGCAGCCCUGCGCCAGGCUCGGGAGCUGCAGCAGCAGCUGGCCAAGGUGCUGAGGAACCCCCCCAGCAGCGAGGCGGCCCAUGCCCAGCUGCAGGACGUCCUCAGCAAGCUGCGCUGGGAGACGGAUGGGGAGCAGCCCGCCUGCAUCCGCCACCUCCAGCAUCAGCUGGAGCUGGAGAGGAGGCUCUUCAACCAGUACAUCGUGGGGAGCUGGGCAGACGUGCUCCGUAACGGAAUGUCCUGCUCCCAGGACGGAGAAGGAGCUCUGCGCCGCCACUGUGCAGAGCAGGGCUCCAGUCGACCGGCCAUGAAGGACGCUCACGUCCAGGUGCCAGAGACAGCCAAGGAAGACCUGGGGCUCCCUGGAAGCCGGCCCUCACCCCGCCGGGGCCCGGCACAGCCCCCCGCCUGCCCUGCGCAGCGGGAGGAGAAGAGGCAGGAGCUGAAGGCACUGCAGGCCCAGCUGGAGGGUGAGCGGCUCCGCUCCCAGGAGCUGCAGCGCCGCUGCGCUGCUGAGAGACGUGAGCGGCAGGAGGCGGCAGAGCGGGAGCGGCAGCUGCUGGCCGACAAACUGCGCUCCAAGUGGGAGCGGGUGCGGGUGUCAAAGCUGCAGCGCCUGCGGGAGCAGAGCCUGAGGCAGUGGGAAGCAGAGAUUCGCCAACUGCUGCGGGAGAAGGAGGCCCAGCUGCGCCAGAUGACGGAGCUGCUGCAGAAGCGGCGCAACGACACCAUCCGCCACGCAUGGCAUCUGCAGCGGCAGCUGGCGGAGGCGCUGCUGAGGAGCGGCAGCAGCAGAGCGGACCGCAGAAUGCAGCAGCAAGUCCAGCGGCAGCUCUGCUGGAAGUCCCGUGGAGAGCAGGCCGUGGAGAGCAGCGCCUCAGUGUGAGCUGCAGGAGCAGAGAAAGGCGCUUCCUGCACUACAUCCUGGAGCACGUGGAGGGGCAGCCACCCGCCUCCUGCAGCGGGGCCAGGGCCUGCCGUCGGCUGUAGCAGAGGUGGGUGUUCAGGCUGCAGAGCACAAGAGGCCCUGAGCAACCUGGAGAGGCAGUGCCAGGCCCUGAAGGCCCAGAACCACCCUGAAGCCCAGAAGCGUGCCAGAAGCUGCAGAGUGUCCAGCAGGCUGACAUCAAACUUGGAGCACUCGGCAAGCGUCUGGAGGAAAACUGCACACAGCUCCAGGAGAUGGGGACAAAGCUGAGGCCGCACGGAAAUCCCAAACGGGAAUGCUCCAACCCCCAGGAAAAGCUGGGGGAGCCGAACGUUUGGACAGCGGCAGUCUGCAUCAUGCAUUGUCGCAGACCAUCACCACCAAUACGAAGAUUCAUAGCUCGUCACAGCUACAAUCCUUUUGAGGGCCCGAAUGAGGACCCAGAAAACGAGCUUCCACUGACAGCUGGACAAUACGUUUACAUCUGUGGAGACAUGGAUGAGGAUGGCUGGUUUCUGGGAGAGCUGACAGACGGCACAAGAGGACUGGUUCCUUCCAAUCUGGUGGAAGAAGUUUCAGAUGAUGAGCUGGAUACCACCGUGCCUCCAGGGCUUCGUGAUCUCCUGCUGGAUACCGAUGACGAAGAGAGACCAGGCAGCAGGAGAGGGGCAGAAAGUGAUGGUCACCAUCCAGAAAUCUGUGCCUGUGUGUGGCUUAGCCUGGGGGACGCCGAGAUUCCUCUCCAUAAGACAGCAACAUCCCAUCAAGAUUCCACCUUUCUGGAUGAAGGCUACCUCCUGCUCCACUUGAUGUUCAAGUGGAGUGUGGUCCAUCAGCAGGAAGACCUUAAAAAUUCAUCCCUUGUAAGACUGAGAAUUUAUUACAUUUGGACUGGAUUAAAAAAAAAAAAA